AUGUUUCCGCUAAGAGGCAUCAAAUUUUUGAAAGAGAGCUUGGAGCUACAAUGCAGGAUAUCUGUGAGACGAGUUGGAUUGAGCGGCAUGAUGGCCAUCUACAAUUUCAAGGUUGACAACUUAGUAAAAAUUUGUAGCGCUCUAGAACAGAUUUCUAAUUGGCAAGACAAAAAUAAUGCUAAUGACACGCAUUGCUUGUUGCAAACAUUGCGCAGUUCGGACUUUAUAAUAUCAUCUAUUUGCUUGAGUGAUGUUUUAGGCACAACUGUAUCCUUGAGCAGAGUAUUACAAACCAGCUCGAUUAAUUUAAAGAGGGCUACAGAGGCUAUAAACGACACAAUGAGUGUUCUGAGACAAAAAAGGGAACAAGUAAACACAGUGUUUUAA
This is a messenger RNA of Psylliodes chrysocephalus, 387 nucleotides long. NCBI's taxonomy places the organism in Eukaryota, Metazoa, Arthropoda, Insecta, Coleoptera, Chrysomelidae. The record is from the annotation of a GenBank genome assembly.